Menidia menidia (Atlantic silverside) is the source of this 5353-nucleotide messenger RNA. Lineage: Eukaryota; Metazoa; Chordata; Actinopteri; Atheriniformes; Atherinopsidae. The record is from the annotation of a GenBank genome assembly.
UGUGUGUCUGUGUGUGUCUCUGUUAUCGAACAACAAGGAAGCAUGAUGACUACAAAGUGGCGACAGCUUCAAAGACAGAGUGCUGAUCACUGGACUUAGACCCCGAUCGGGUCGUGAGUGCGCCGGAGUGGACGUGGGAGUGGAUCUUUUUUUUUUGGUCAGCUGGCCUGCGGGGAGGUCUGCCGGGCACUUGGCGAGGCGAGCGAUGGAGUUCCACAAUCUCUGCACUUUGGAAAGCUUUCAGCGCCUCUGCGGCCGCUACGGCUACGGGGGAGAGUUCCGAGAGGUUAUUGAGCGAGAGUUCAGCCGGAUCAGAGGAGUGACCUAUUUGGACCAUGCUGCUGCCACCCUGUACCCCGAGUCUCUGCUCAGGGACUAUUUCCGGGACCUAUCCACCGGUGUUUACGGAAACCCUCACAGCCACAGCCCCAGCAGCAGACUCACACAUGACACAAUAGAGGGGGUCAGAUACAGGGUGUUGCAGCAUUUUAACACCACCCCCGAGGAGUACUCGGUGAUUUUCACUUCUGGCUGCACAGCCGCGCUCAAAUUAGUGUCCGAGAGUUUCCCCUGGAGCCCGCCGGCCGGGAAGGAAACGGGGAGCCGCUUCUGCUACCUCACCGACAACCACACCUCGGUGGUGGGCAUGAGGGGGACGGCCUCGGCCCUGGGGGCGCUGGCCCUGCCGGUCCGGCCGGCGGAGCUGGAACGCCAGGUCCAGGUCGAGGCUCAAGGCCAAGACGUCGUUGGCCAGACGGCGCAUCUCUUCUGCUACCCGGCGCAGAGCAACUUCUCUGGGAGGAAGUACCCGCUUGGCCACGUGAAGAGCAUUCAGGCGAGGCGGCUCUACCCGGCAUGUGACCACCGGGGUCGCUGGUUCGUGCUGCUGGACGCGGCCUCGCUGGUCAGCUGCUCCCCCCUGGACCUGCAGGAGUGCCCCGCCGAUUUCAUCCCCAUCUCUUUCUACAAGAUGUUUGGCUUCCCCACCGGUCUGGGGGCUCUGCUCGUCCGGAACAGUGCGGCAGGCGUACUAAGGAAGGCUUAUUUCGGAGGAGGCACAGCAGCGGCUUACCUCUCGGGAGAAGAUUAUUAUGUGCAGGCUGCAAACAUUUCUGACAGAUUUGAAGACGGCACCGUGUCUUUCCUGGACAUCAUUGCUGUAAAUCAUGGCUUUGAGUCCCUUUACAGGAUCACAGGGAGCAUGCAGAACGUCCAGCAGCACACGUUUGGUUUGGCUCGCUACACUUACUUGCUGCUCUCAAGCCUUUGCCAUGGCAACGGGAAACCGGUGGCUCAGGUGUACACCGAAGGUCAGUUUGAAAGCUCAGUCAAUCAGGGAGCGAUCCUGAACUUCAACCUCCUGGAUUCUCACGGACGGAUAAUUGGGUAUUCACAGGUGGACCGAAUGGCCAGUUUGUACAACAUUCACGUGCGCACGGGCUGCUUCUGCAACACCGGCGCCUGUCAGGCCUUUCUCGGCAUCACCGGCGAGCAGAUGAAGAGAAACCUGGAGGCAGGCCACGUCUGCGGAGACAGCGUGGACUUGGUGGACGGCCAGCCGACCGGAUCUGUUCGAGUGUCCUUUGGCUACAUGUCAACCUUUGACGACUGUCAAAAGUUCCUACACUUUGUCGCAGAGUGCUUUGUGGAGAAACCGGUCUCAGUGGACCAGGAGAGGCUGAGGAGGCUGAAAACAGCCGAGGCGGCACCCGAGGGUUCGAGCCGCUGCUUUUCAAUGAGAGAAGUCGCCAGGGAAGCAGACAAAGCAGUGAAAAUCCAACCCACAGAGGCUUCCCUGAGGGGAUCAGGACACGCCGACUCAAACAGCCGCGGGGAGCCUUACACCCUGACCAACAUUUACAUCUACCCCGUCAAAUCCUGCGGCGCGUUCGAGGUGCACGACUGGCCGGUGGGACCGCUGGGUCUGCUGUACGACAGAGGCUGGAUGGUGGUGAACGGGAACGGCGUGUGCCUGAGCCAGAAGCGGGAGACGCGCCUGUGCCUCAUUCUCCCACAAGUCCACCUCCCCUCGAACAGAUUGCUGCUCCAGGCGCCGGGAAUGGAUACCAUUUCGGUUCCACUCGAGAACCACUUGGAGCUGAGCCCGGCCUCUCGUGUGUGUCACAGUAAAGUUUGCGGUGACAGGGUGGAGGCUGUUGACUGUGGGGACGAGGCUGCAUCCUGGCUUUCAGACUUCCUCGGACAGCCGUGCCGCCUGAUAAGACAAAAUCCUGAAUUCACCCGAGAAAUGAGGAAGAAGAAGCCCGGUGAAGGUAUCUUUAUAGGAGGCUCGUUUGAUUUGCUUUUUUCUUCUCUCUGUUUAUUCUGGAUUUGUCGGCCUCACUGUAGGCGAGCUGUUCUCAUGCUGCAUGUUGCAGAGGGCAGGGCGCUUUCAGAGUUGUCAGAGUUUAAAAGCUAAAAGAUAAUAUUGAUUGUGGAUGCUGUUGGUUGUCAGCAGGAAGGGGUGCUUUUGGUACCAAGUUUUUGUGUUCUGAUCUUUGUUAUUUUUAACACUUCAACUUUAGCUUUGGAUAUUUUCAUACGUCUUGACUAAAUUCAGGACAAUUUAUUGCCCUUUCACCAGGACCGCGGUCUUGUUGUGUAACCCUCUUUUAUUUGAUGUUAGGUUAAUGGAGUGAUGUCUUGACAUUUUGCCUUUAGAAAACACAGGAAUAAUUCAGAAUUCUUGGCCUGUCAUGAUGCCAAGCCAACUUGGAGCUGAUGCAGCAAUUAUAUACUCCUCACCAUAAUUCACAGAUGGAAUGAAGUCCAUAGGCCUGCAUGGAGCUCGUAAAACCCCUCAUAUAAACCAAAAGCAACAAAGAUUUUCCAGCAACCUGCAACAGAUUCCAUUGUUCCAUUAGAAAAGCGGGGUCUUUCUCCUUCUGGCCCCUUCUUUGCAUUUUUUUUCUGUGUUUUCCUAAUAAUCGCCUCAUGGCCAGUGUGAGAAAGGCUUUUAGUGACCAAGUGGUGGCCCUUAUUUUACACAUUGCUCCAGAGGUGAUCUCUGUAGGACGACAAUCCUUUUGAAGGGUAGCGUUGGUCCUGAGCCCGGUCAGAAUGUUUUUUAAUGAAGCAGUGGAUCAAAAUAAAAUCAAUCUGUCAACAUCAAUGGUGAGGGAUUAUAAUCAGUUUACCGGUGAUGGACUGCCAACCUGUCCCGGGUGCACCCUGCCUCUGGCCCAAUAACUGCUCAAAUAGGCUCCAGCUCCGGCACCCCCUUGCACCACGACCCUACAAGAAAUUAGUAGAAUAAACAGUGGAUGAAUAGGUGGAUUUGCAAGAAUGGGAGAUAUGGAAUACAGGAAAAAUCUAUCUUGGCAUUGCAUCAGUUUAAUACUGUUCAGAUGAAAGCAGGGGUUUGUAACACUCUGUUUUAAAGCAGUUAUCUCAGCUUGAGCCUGAAAUAGUACGUUUGAAAGUUAUGGGUAUUUAGCCGCCCAGAGGGAUCCCAGAGAUCCAGCACCUUGAGUUACAUCAUAGGAAGUAUGGGAUCCCUUAUUUUAUGAGUUUGCUUAAAUUAGAGAACAUAUAUUAAGAUAUCGUUGUAACUAAUCUCUUUUAAAUCAGUUUUUCGCCAGUCUUCAAAUUGUCUUCGACUAUGGGUGCACGUUAUAGUUUAAAACAAUGUAUUUUUCCUCGUCUUUCAUUUCUCGUAACGCAAUAGAAACAUCAUUUCACAUAAUCCCCUCCGACUGGCAAAGGCCCGUGCCUUUCAGAGUAAGUAAUCCAGGCUUUCUUUUGACUAUUGGUCUGCGAGCCCAGUGUGAGAUACUCCUGAUAACAUCAUCUUGGCUAUUCUCUCAGGUCUAAGACUGCUCCCUGCAGAGCCAAAAGAAACUCUCCGUAACUGCGUUCACAUGCCGAGUAAUUCUCCUCAUAAAAAGUCAACUUUUCUCAUGGGUAGAUUUUGCAAUAUCUGUAUAUGUGCUGGGCUUUUACUCAGACUGUUGUGGAUUGACAAAUUGCAGUGUUUUGCAUCAAUAUGAUGAAUUAUUUUUCAGUUUUUCAUUCAGUUCGUGUGCCAGAAUGUGAAAUCAGAUAUUGAUUUUAAACAUCUUAUUAAAAGGUCCAUUUAGUAGCAGCUUUUUCCUCAGCAUCUGGGCUUAAACUGGCGUUUAUUUAAUUGUUUUAAGUUUGAAAGGAUAAACUGAUAACAGAUGGAUCUCUCUUCAUCCAUAAUUACCUACCUAUUUUUGUAGACUUUAUGGAAAUCACCAGUCAGACUGUUUCACUUUUCAUUUUUAAAAAGAAUCUCUGAGGGUAAUGUGAAGUUUUCUUUUCUAGCCGCCUGCUCCCCGUUCCUCUCCCUGGUGAAUGAAGCUCAGUAUCUUAUGAUCAACCGUGUCAGCGUGGAGCUUAUUCAGAAUCUGAUGAGCAGCAGGCAGGAUGGUUGUGAGGGCGAUCAGCUGCCUGACACACAAAAUGUCAUUAGGCGCUUCCGAGCCAAUUUAGUCAUCGCUGGAGUAGAACCAUUUGAGGAGGAUAAUUGGUCACACUUGAUUAUUGGCAACACUCGAUUCAUGGUUGCAGGCCGGUGUGGAAGAUGCCAGAUGGUUGGAAUAGACCAGGACACGGGGACCAAAACAAAGGAGCCGCUUUUGUCCCUGUCUGCCCACCGUGCCGGGAAGGUGACAUUCGGUGUGUACCUGACUCAUGGGGCUCCUGAGGGCUCUCCUGCUACCAGUGUCCUCUCUGUUGGCUCUCUCAUACAGCCUGAACCUAACAGUAAUUGAAGUGGCCAUCUGAAACGUUGUCAUCUUUUAUUGAGCUGAUAUCCAUGUGCUGAAAAAAGAAAACUGGUCAGUUAUGUUUGAAUAUGUCUCAUAUUUGGAGAAUUUUCUUCUUAAUUGACUUUUUAGCACAUAAUCAUUUAUAAGUUGAGCAAAAUUACCCCAGUUAAUGUUAACCUCUUUCCUGGGUCUGUUCCUAUUGAGGUUUAAAUAGCUAUUUAUUUCAAGCCUAUGACUGAUUAUUGGACCAGAAAUCUAAAGCACAUAAUUAAUCUCCCUGCUAUGGGAAAUCUACCAGAUGCUUAAUAUAUGCUCCGAAAAAGGCCUUCGGCUUGUGAAUGAGACUUUAAUUCAGAAAGAGCAAUAAUUUGAAAAUGGAAGGAACAUUUGUACCUAUAAGAGUAAGGUUAUAUCUUGGCCACUGAAAUGUAAAUGUAGAUAAUGAUACAUAUUCUCUUGCAGAAAAUAAAUAUGCAAUGUACUGAUUUAGGCUUGCCACUUCUUUUGUCUUCCAUUUAUCCAAUUUCCUCAGGCUUUGUAAGUACACCCAGCAGAAUAUAAUGAGCAAGUUUUCAGCUAGGGAAUCAACUCAAUGGUUAAAAAAUGUUACAACUUUAUUC